Messenger RNA from Penicillium soppii, 288 nucleotides. RefSeq lists its product as uncharacterized. Lineage: Eukaryota; Fungi; Ascomycota; Eurotiomycetes; Eurotiales; Aspergillaceae. The record is from RefSeq and is a predicted model, not a curated record. The transcript has a single exon. Bases 1 to 288 code for a protein of 95 amino acids.
AUGCAGUCGACAGAGAGGUCAAACUCAAUAUGGCGAUGCCAAAGGAGUGGCAGAUGGAAGGACGACGGGAAAGCAGCGAAGAUUGACAGCCAUCGUACCGAUCUCUCGUCAAUGUCAGACUGGAAACUCUGCGGAGCGAUCAAGGAUCCCAGCAAUAUUACGGAAAACUGGAACAUCUUCACUCAGUCCUCUUGGGACCCCGUCCAUUGCCGCUUGGCGGACGAAGGCGUCAUACUGGCACUGCUCACCUGCACGCCAAUCAAACACUCCUACCGAUUUAGAGACUGA